UCCUCCUCCUCCCGGCGGGGCGUCCCCCUUCCACGCCCGGCCCCUCCAGUGACAUCAGCGAGGAGGUCCCUGCGCGGACGUCGAGGGGACGCCGAGGCGCUCGCUCGCUCGCUCGCCUCCUGCUCGGCUCCCUUCCCGGCCGGACCAGGCGAGGGGCUGGGCGCCGGAGCGCUGCCCUCCUUGCUGGCCCCGGGGCGGGCGGCUCGACGGCCGGCGGAGGAGGUAAGGGGGCGCGCGGACUGGGACUCCCCCCCCCCGCGGGGCUCGGACAUCGCCCUCCAAGUCCGGGGUCGGGAGGGGGGCGAAGUGAAGCUUCUGGGCUGGAGGGCUGGUGCGCGGAGGACCCCGAGGGAGGCGGGCAGCGAGCGGGGCGGGGCGGGGACCCGGGGCUGUUUUGGGGGGACUGGGGGGGCUCUCCCUUGGAGCAUGCUGGCUGGGGUCUGCAAUCCCCCCCAGGGAUGCGGACUGGGAGCGGGGCGGAGAAGCCCAAGCGCCGGGCCCAGGCGCCGCGCCCCUCGAGGGAGCUCCCCGGCGCGCCGCUGCUCGCCUUUCGGGCGGAGGGGGACUCGCCGCUCCCCGGCCAGCCUUCGGCCGCGCCCGGUCCUUCGCUCGGAGCGCCCGGCGUGCUGGUGGCUUCAUCCGGCUUGGGGUGGUCUCCUUUCCUUGGAGAAUGGGAAGAGCAGCUGGGGGGCGAGCGACGUGGAUGGAGCCGGGGGGCUGCCCAGGCUGGAGGCAAAGAAGGGAAAUUCUGGCCCCGUGGGGUCGGCGGGUUCCCUUGGGGCGCCCCGUGUGGCUUUGCGGAUCCAGAAGAAGAACCCGCCGCAGUUCCCCGAGGCUGUGAUCGUGGGAGUGAGCCCUUCUGAAGUCGGUCGAGUACACGUGGAGAAGGCUUAUCUGAUGUGUUGAAAACAAUGGCUGUUCUUCUGAACCCCACUCUUAAGUCGAAUUUUUACCCCAAAAGUUUAACCAGGCUUUGUUCUGAGGAUCUCCUGCAUAGCACCGCAAAGGGGGAAUGUUAGUAAAACCAGGAGGAGAAAUGUGAUCAAGAUGAUCCGGUUCCUUUGGGGAGGGGUAAUUCUGUGUUGGCUGGUGGUCUGGCUUGUUUCUGUCCAUGGCUGUAUUUUGUAUGGUUGAUUAUAGAUGGUUGAUUAUAGAUUAUAGAUGGGUGUGCUGUGGUUUUCAUUGUAUUUGCUAAAUUGCUUAAAUUACUAGGUUUUGUUGCUGUAUUGCGUGAACUGCUCUCAAUUAUCUCUGAAGAGUGGGAUAUAAAUAAAAUUAUCAUUGUUUAUUAUCCUUAUCCAAGCAGCCUAUUAUAAGUUGCACCCAAAUCUUCUAAUACAAAGCAGCAGAAAAAAUUGGCCGUUCCUCCAUGAUAUUUACAGGACAUUAUAUUCUGCUGAUGCUUUUGUUUAUUUUUUUAAACUUUACUAUAACUAGCAGUAGCAAAAAAAGUGCUUACGGGCAAAAGGUUGUUCUUCAGUUGUGUAAAUCAUUGCAGCAACCUGAAUAGCAGCGCAAACAGUUCCUGCGUUAUGUGCCCUCCCCAAACCCCUUUACAUCUACUGAGAUGAUAGAGACAUUUAAGUAUUUAUAAUGUACUAUAAAACUAGAAACUCAGUCCGGAUUAGAAAAACAAUCUUUUUAUGACAUUUUAGUAUUUGCAUGGGGAUAGCUAAACUUUCAAAGCUGUUGGCUAAGGCUGCUGGUGAGGAGUCAGAAAGUAGAGAUGACCUCUCUUAUUGUACUGGGCAAAUCAGUUCUUAGUGCUUUAGUUUGUUCUCCACACACCCUACUUAUUCCCACAGAGCAGGGGGCAGCAGAACAUUUACUUGGCAUCACGCUGAUCGGGCUAUUUGCCUUCAAGUUCUGAGAGAACUUUGGUAGUAUCCAGUUCUAGACAGGUCAAGACAUUUUGCCUGUCCAAGAGGCUGCAGCAGACACAAAUCCAGGACUCUUGGUACAUCGGAAGAUUUGGUGUACAGUGACCAAUGCCGCUUAAUGCACUACCCGGCAGAUGUUGCUGCACCACAGCUCCAUCAGCUCUGACCUUUGUCCAUGCUGACGGGGUUGUGUGUGUGUGUGUGUGAUGGGACUUUGUCACAACCUCUGGAUGGUGGAAGAUUACCCAUCCCUCUCUUAGACCCUAACCUCACUACAUUUAAGGCAGCACCAUAGCACUUUAAACAUCCCUGAAAGAACCCCGUGAACUAUAGUUUGUUAAGGGUGCUCAGCAUUGUUGGGAGACCCCGUUCACCUCAAAGGGCUGCAAUCUGCAGAGUUCCCUGGGAAGAGGGGUUGAUUGUCACUGUGUAGAAAUUGUAGCUCUGGGGGGAAUAGGGGUCUCCUGACAAUUCUCCUUGACAGGCUUCUUUGGGGGAGCCCAGGACUGCUUGAAGUGAUGAUGCUUUAAAAGUACAGGGCAGGUGAGGGGAUUCUGAGGGGCAGCACUUGAGCUGCAUGCCAACAUGAGUGACUUCCUGGCUCAGUCCUGAUCCUGCAAACAUAGGAGCCAACUCCAAGGGGCCAAUGUCCCUUCGGCCCACCCAAUAAAAUAUUUGAGGGGCUGUGCCCCCCCCAAGUUGAUGGGCGUUGCCUUUCAAAUGGUGUGUGUGUACACUGUGUUAAUUAUGUGGGGUGGGGCUUACCUGCCCCCUCCCAUAUUUUACUCAAGUUGGCACCCUUGCUUGCAAAUGAUGGGUGUUUGAAGAGAAGGUCCCUUAAUAUUUAUGUGUGGUGACAGCGUGGAAGAAACAAACCCUCUGCUCACUUGUUUUAUUCCCUCUAACUGUGCGGCUCUGUUUGUGACAAGAUAAGCAAACUGCCUGAAGUGAUUUUGAGAAUUCUGCCUUUCAUGGACUGUGUGGAUCAGACACAGGCCAUUGCAGCUGAGCCUGCAAACUCUGCCUAAGUAAACCUUGGGUGACACUGCAGCUGCUUCUAGAUGCAGUUUGAGUCUGCUUUGCUGCUUAAGAAUCUCUGAGGUCUUUUUUAACUAUAUGGUGGGGCUCAGAUAUUUAUUUAUUUUCAUUCAUUAAACUUAUAUCCUGCCCUUCCAGCCAAAGGAGGCCAGGGCUGCAAGGGACACCAAUACACCAAAACCAGCCCCUUAACCUUAGCCCAGUAGCUGAUUGGCAGCCAGUGCAAUUCUUUCAACAGUGGGGUGACCUGUUGGCAAUAUCCUGCCAGCUGCAGCUUCUGGACCCACCUCAAGGGCAGCCCCACAAAGAGCGCAUUGCAGUAAUCCAGCCUGGAUGUUACCAGCGCAUGGAUGACAGCUGUCAGGCUAUACCAAUCCAGAAACGCCCACAUCUGUCCUGCUAGCUGAAGCUGGUAGUUGAAGCACACCUAGCCACCAAGGUCACUUGGACCUCUAGCAGCAAAGAUGAGUCCAUGAGCCACUACGAGCUUGCUCUUUGGGGAAAGUACAGCCCCGUCCAAAGCAGGCAAUUGACCAAUUAUCCAGGGUUGUGAACCACCCACUCACAGUGCCUCUGUCUCGCCAGGAUUCAGCUUUUUGGCUCACCACAGAGUCUAGGCAUCAGUCCAGGACUUGCAAGGCCUCUCCUUUUUCGGAUGUUACAGAGAGAGGUGUCCUCAGCAUAUAGGCAUGCUUAAAUAUAAAAAUCUGUCCUAAGUUCCUGCAGUUUUGAAAGCUAAUGUUUAUUGAGCUAAUGUUUGUAAUUAGGUCUUAUUUAUUUAUUUAUUUAUUUAUUAGAUUUAUAUACCGCCCUUCAUCGAAGGAUCUCGGGGCAGUUCACAAGAUAAAUGCACAAAUAAAUAGUUAAAAUAAAAACAACAAAAUGAUGACCAUCACCCUACAAACACAUUUAAAAGGCUGUAGAAAAUUAAUCAUCCAAAGGCCUGGUUGAAGAGGAACGCUUCCCCUGGCAUCUAAAGAUAUACUGUGAAAGUGCUAGAUGAACCUCCCUGGGGAGAGCAUUCUACAGAUGGGGAGCCACUGCAGAAAAGGCCCGUUCUCAUAUUGCCACUGUCUGGAGCCCACAUGGAGGGCGCACACAAAUGAGGGCCUCCCUGGGUCCACCAUAUAUGGUGAGAGAAUGACUUUAGGAGAAAUCCUUUUGAUUUGUUACUUAUUUGAUUUAUUAAUUAUUAUGUUUUGUCAUUCAUAAGUUAUAAUUACCUGGCAAGAAAAACCUAUGUAUCUUUGAGCCGGGGAAAAGACUGGUUAGCUGUGGUUAUCUGCUAGUGCAAUAUUUGUGGAGAAAGAAACCUGCAAGGGGCCGUAAUUUGAAGAAGAGGGAAAGCAGGUGGUGGGAGGAAUAGGCAGGUAUGUGUCACAGAUACACACCCCUGUGGCAUCUCAGCUCAGGGGCCCCUUUUUAAGAUAAAAGGUGUUGGGGUUUUCUUACAUACUUUUGUGUGUAAUGUGUAGUCUUCCUCUCCAAACCAUGCUGGCUAGAACAACAUGAACCAAAGGGAUGUAGGUUUUAUCUAGCAAUCAACUUUUCCAGAUGCGUGUCUGCCAUCACCGCACACAAAUAUUGAUUUUUAUUUGUGCAGGGGUCUUAAAUGUCUAGUCUUUUUAUUUGUGGAGCCUGUUUUCCAGGAUUUCCAGAAGCCUGUGGAGCAUUUUUUUUGCAUCCUGUCCCUUUCUAGCACAUUAAAAAACCCAGUAUUGCAAAUUUGAUUUUUUCAGGCAUCAGGGAGGUGUUUUUUUUGUUUUUGUUUUUGUCAAUAGGACAAUGAUGCUGUUUUCUUUCUGUGUGCAAGAAUGUUAUGGCCCAAAUGUGGUGGCUUUCAAGAAUAUUUCUCAAGAGCAUGCAUCUGUGACCUGGAAUGUUUGAGCUAUACAGACGCCAUGUGGCUCCACCAGCUCUUGAGUGAUGCCUAUUCUGCAGUGGUGCUCUUAGCCCCCAGGCUAACAAUUUAUUGGAAUACAUUUACUUAUUAACAUUUAACUUGGAUUCCAGCAAGUAGUAGCCAGUGAUUUAGCUGCAGUUUAGUGCUUUCUAAUUUUAAUAUGCUUUCAUUUCAUCACAUUCAUGCUAAUGCCUACCAGUCCUAGCUCUCUGUGAAGUCCCUGGUGUGUUCCGCUUACUAGCUGAGACAGAAGUUGUUCCUGGGCUUAGCACUCUUUCUUUCCUUCUCUGUUUUCUUUCUUUUUAGCAUCCAGCCAGCAUGUCUGAUUUCUCGACUCUGGCUUGCACUGUGUCAAUAUGCCUGCUUCCCCACUGCUUUCAAGAGGAGGAGACUCCCAACUAUAACUAGGAUGCAUUUAUAUUUCCUUACUUUUUCCUUAGUCUGAGCUGAGGUCUGCCCUAGUUUUGCACUCAUGAAAUUUCACUAUGUAAUUGCUUCAGUUUCCAUUUGUAGAUGGAAACUGAAACACAGAGUUAAAUUCCUUGCCUUCACAGGUAGUGAAUCCAUCUGGAAAGAUGGACUGCUGUUUACAUAAUUAUUCUGAAGCUGAAAGUACAAUGGGCAAAAUGCAUCCGUAUUGUGAGGCCGGGAGUGGGGUUGGUAAUAGUCUUAAAUUUUGCUCCUGGUCAGUAUGCUGCUUGAAAAGUAGGUGCCAUUUCACUGUUGCGGGACUGCAAGAUUUCAAAUGGGGGAGUUGCAAGGACAAUGCGUAGUUUGGGAUAGGCCUGUGAACAUGGCCCUGUAGGAUAAAAGGUAAUUGAUUAUCAAUCAUAUUGCUUGUAACUAUUUUUCCUGCCCCCAUACAACAGUGUGACUGUUUGGACAUCUUGGUCCUUUACAGCCAUGACUGCCGUGAAGAGGAAACACAAGUAGCAUGAGGGCUGCGAGUCCUUCAGUCCUGGCGCUGUCGUUGCACAGCUCUUUCUUAUUGCUCUGACAUUCAGCUGCUACAUCUGAAACAGGAAGCCUCUUGUACUUGUGGAUGCUCCUCAUCUUCCAGGCAGUGUUAGCCAGGCGCAUUUUGCAACUGGCGCUGGUUCAAUUGCGACCAUGUGGAGAUCUCUGGAUGCUCGCUUGGCGACUGACAUCUCCACCCAGUGCCCCCUCUGGCUUUCUUAGCAGGUGAGCAGAAGAGCUCAUUUAUUGCAGUCCUAUCCCACCUUUUUCUCCAGGGAAUACAUGGAUCACCCACCUUCUCAGUUAAUCCCUACAGCAACCCGGCAAGGUAGGCUAAGAGGCUAUGACUGGCCCAAGGUCAUUCAGUGAGCUCCAUGACCGAGUGGGGAUUUGAACCCUGAUCCCCCAGGGCCUAGUCUGACACUCUAAUAAUCGCAACACCACACUGGCUCCCUAGAGUCCUUCUGCUAAGGGCAGCUCUAUAAAUUAAGUAGGUAAAUAAAUAAAUAUGGGAAAAGCAAAACGUCACUUAGAGAAAGAUCUGAAAUAUUUUCCUUGAAGCUUGCAAUUGUUUUAUUCCGGAUUGCUUUAUUUGAUGUUUUAAUGUGUCAUGAACUGCUUUGAGAUUAUUCUUUAAAAUAUAAAGCUGUUUAGAAAUGAAAUGAAAAUUUUUUUUUUGCAAAACAAUAAAUUUCAUUGCAAAAAAUGACACCUAGACAUUGCAUUGUGGCAACCGUAACCAAGGUUUAAGGUGCCAUUUGGCAAUUAGCUUAUAUAUCUCAUUUGCUAACACUGGUAGAAGUUAAAACUGCCUAUUUAUCCCACAUGUCUGACUUUCAAAUACAGGAAAGGCUGGUAGUAAUGUCAACAGUGUUGCAAAAUGGUGUCCCUAUGCUAUCUUUAAAAUCCCUUCAGCAUUUUGUGAAGCAGGAAUUAUGUAUAAUCCAAACAUGAGAUUUGCAAUCACAAAUGGUGACCUGAAGUUAAUAGAUUCCAUUUGGUUUUUUGUGUUAUGCCCUAAAUCCGAAAGCAACUAGAACAAAGUUUCAGAAUAGCUCUUGGAUCUUGGCUUAGCUUUCCGAGACUGAUCAAUUGGGAGGCUGGAGGGGGUGGGGAGGGGGAAGGGAGGCUUAGAGCCACAAGUUCCCCAUCCUCUGGACUCGGAUCCUCAUUUUUAAGUGGCUUUCCAUAGCCUUAAGUGAUCAUCUAUGUCAAGUCUUAUAAGAUAAAGUCAAGUAUGCAACUACAACAGCAAAUAGUAUUAAGUCAUCAUGCUGAAAGGAAGUAAUAAGGAAAAGAUAGCUGUCCAUUUUGCUGGCAAUCGCAGUGUAAGUGUAGCUCAUUUUGUUGGGCAUAAAGUUUCAAUCCCUGAAUAAAAAUAUAUUGCUUGAUUCCAUUCUUUCUCCAAACACUGGAGUCUUUUGCAGGAUCUUAAUUUUCUGCCGCACAGAAUUAUUAUGCAUAAUUUAAUCAGAUUUCACCGAUAGACAAGUUCUGCAUUUUGGUCUUUUUGUCACAUUAGAAUCAAUUUUUCCCUUCCCCUUUUCUCUCUCUCAACUGCCAUAUGUCCUCUUUUUUUCCAGGACGUGUCCUCUUUCUCAGGGGUAAAAUUUCUGUCUGGUUGGAUUUUUUGAAUCUUCUAAAAUGUCCGGGAGUGGGCUACUCUUUAUGUUGCCUACGCAGUACUAAAGAACCAAGUGCAAAACAUAUACAUGCUGUGUGAGUCUUGCAUGACGCAGGAAAGGACCAGGUCCUUGUGUUUGUAUAUUUUGAAGGGGCAUUGUAGAAUGUGUCCUCUUUUUCUCUCUUCAAAAUAUGGCAACCCUGCUCUUGGGGUGACACCAGUACAGUGGUGCCUCGCAAGACGAAAUUAAUUCGUUCCGCAAAUUUUGUCGUCUUGCGAUUUUUUUUCGUCUUGCGAAGCACGGUGUCGGGAAAGUUUUGGAAAAGCUUCAAAAAUCACCAAAGUCUUUAAAAACCUCAAAAAGGCUACCACACCGUGUUCUAUGAGUUGCUCCUCAAAGUCAAGUCGCAACUGUAUUAACGGUGUUAAGAAAAAGGAAACAAACUUGCAAGACGUUUUCGUCUUGCAAAGCAAGCCCAUAGGGAAAAUCGUCUUGCAAAGCAGCUCAAAAAAACAAAAAACCCUUUCGUCUAGCGAGUUUUUUGUCUUGCGAGGCAUUCGUCUUGCGAGGUACCACUGUAUUUGAGUGUGUGGCUGAUAUGGUCUAGCUGCUGCUACAUUGUAAAACUUUAGUCUGACUACCCAUCUAUAGCAGUGUUGGGAGAUUAAAGGUGGUGGAGUUGGAACCAGUCUGUCUCUGAGAUCAGCCCUCCGUAAUAAUGCCACAGAAAUCUAGAAACCGCUAAUUCAUAUAUGGAUUGAUUUCCCCCCCUAGAUUAAAUCCGUGCAGCUGAAUUGAAACUAAAUGUGUUCAAAUACUCCAGUAAUGUGUUUUGCACAGGAUUAGAACAUUGAUUGGAAGUUAGUUUAUAUUUAAAGGUUACCAACCAUGUUUGGAAUAGUAACUGCAGCCCCUGAGCCUCUGAGAGUACACCUCUUUGCCAAAUAAAAUGAGCAGGGAAGUGCCAGAAGCAGAACGUUUUAAAGUAGCUUCUUCAGGCUUCUAGAAUGGUGGCAGUCUUGAGGGGUGAAUCCAGCAUUGCAGGCUGCCUUAUCUGCUUCAGCUACCUUAACAGAACUGUAGGGAAACACAGUAUGUAUACUACUGAGGUGAUGAAAGAAUCCAUUUAUUGCUUCUAACUUAUUUUAUUUGUUAUAGUUCUUAAAAGUGUCACACCAUUAGAGUUGUGUUUUCUGCCCUGGGCUACUUCCUGCACUUUGUGAAGUACAUUGCCAUCUGUGGAAAUCAUCAAAGUGUUCUACCGUGUGCUAGACACCUAAGCCAUUUUGCAGGUGAAAUACUCUAGGAUAGGGAUUUGUAACUAAAUCCUGUGUAAUCUAGUUAGCAGAGCUGCCCUCUAGUGCAGUGUAAUCUCUUAUUCUGCAAGUAGGAGGGGAAACAUGAUUUCUUCACUGCUUUCCAAAUCUGCCCUGAGGAGAGAGAAACAUUUCCAAAAAGAUAAGGACAUAAAUCAGCCAAAGUUAGUCAUGACCAAGAGCCACUGGUAGCAGCACUGGUAGUUACGUGGCCCCAAGUCAAUCACAUAACGCUGCUUCCAGUAGGGUUUAAUCAUGGGUAAAAUUUGCUGGGUGGGGGCCUGACAUUUUGAGCAUUUGUUAAAAAAAAAGUUCAAGGCCCUCCUCUGUUCUUUCUUUUUUAAAAUGGCUAUUGCUGCCCUUCCCCCUCCACUCUUUGUGGUAGUAGGACAUGCUCUCAAUUCUCCCUUGUUGACCAAGUUCUGCUUGCACUUGAUUUUUAUUUUCACAAAUCUGGGGCGGCUAGCAGAUUUCAUUAGAAGUCUGAGGGGCUGCCCAGGUAGGCAAUGUCUUGAGAGGAAGGGUUAAGGCAGUUUCCCAAACUUGGAUCUUCAGCUGUUCUUGGACUACAACUCCUAUUAUCCCUAGCUAGCAGGACCAGUGGUCAGGGAUGAUGGGAAUUGUAGUGUAAAAACAGCUGGAGACCCAAGGCUGGGAAACUCUGGGUUAAGGAACAGUGACAGCAAGCCUCUGUGUGGCAUGUUUAGGAAGGCAGGGAGGCUUGAGGACUGUGGUUGGCCUGGGGGAUAUGCUGAGAGUGGUCACCCUGUUUCUGUAGCCUGCUAUGGGUAGGGAAAAUGGUGAUGCAGUGAGGCUGUAGCAACCCUCCACCCUUGCAAAGACAACCAGGAUAACAAUUCAUCCCUGUGGGAUCAGAGCAAAGCUCUAUCUAAUCCAGGGUCUUCUUUCUUAUAGUGACUGACUGCAGUCAGCCAGGUGUUCACAGAGGAGAUGGUGGGGCAUCAAACCAGCAUUGGGUGAAGCAAACCAUGGUUUCUUUGCUAAUCUGCAAGACAGAUUGUGUCCUGUUCAACAGUGUAUAGAACAAGCUAUAGCUGUGCCAUCACAUCUGAGUGUGGCUCUGGUGUCCUUGCAUAGCGUGUUAAGGCUGGUACAGUGGAACCUCGGUUGUUGAACAUAAUCCGUUCCGGAAGACCAUUCAACUUCCGAAGCGUUCGACAACCGAGGUUCCACUGUAUUGUUCCUUUGGUAGAUGGUCUUUGAGACAACUAAAAUUAAUGGAUAAGCAUUAGAGGACAUUUCUAUGUUUCAAUCAGUGUGUGUUUCUUGGGCAGUGUUAGGAAAACAGCAGCAGCUCUAGGCUUGAGAGUGUGUGAGGACAGCCUAAGUUUGCAGGGGGGACCUUUGUGUGCAAGCCUUAGCAAGAUUAAGAAGCAGCUGUGUUCCCUGCUGCCCCAUGAGUGUGGUUGGCCCUCAGUGACCGCCGACCAAGCAAGCUGCUCAUUUUCAGAAGUGCUUUUUCCAUAGCAGCAUAAAGGAAAGCUGGCUUGGCAAAGAACCAGAUCAUUCUUUUCAUGUUUUGUCACUAUCCCCUUGGGGACUAUUCUUAGUUUUCUGUUACGUAACGCUCUUCGCCAUGCCAUUCUUUAGCGAUGAAAGGGAAAAGAAUUUAUAUACAGUGGUAUCCUGCAGAAUUAAAGUUCUCUGCAGGAUACUGUAAGCCAAACACCUAUUUUUGGUUGUUGUUUUUUAUUUCAAAGGUAUAUUGCCAAGCAUCUGGGUGAGGAGGGAAAGCCUGUGGAUAUCACAAUAAAUAUAUAUGGUCGAGAUCUUUCCCCUCAACAACAGUUUUCAAAGAAUAUACAUUUCUACUGACUUUGGAUUGAUACAAAUUUCCCCUUUUGAUCCUCUUUUCAUCUCUAUUUGCUUUUUGUAGCUUCCAAACUCUUUGCACUGUUGUGAACUACAGUUGUCAAUCAUCAACUGAGGGUGGGAGUUGGGAAGAAAGGGUUAGCUGCUCUUACUAACAGUUUGUCUUAACUCUGUCAGUACGAGAGGCUUCUCUUAAGCCCUCCUUUAAUUCAAAGUGUAUUUGACAUACGGUGCCUAUUAUUUAUUUAUUUCAUAAAAUUCAUAACCACUUGAUUGGGGAAAAAACCUUUCAAAGUGGUUUUCAAAAGAUAAAACAGUCAAAUCAAGAAAAAAAUUACAACCUCACUUUAAAACAUAUGAAAGUGAAAAUGCUAAAAACAGAUUUAAAUUACAUUCAGUUCCUAAGCAUCCGGGUAGGCUUGUCUAAACAGGAAUGUUUUUAGUAGGUACCAAAGGGAGUGCAGUGAAGGCACCUGCUUGAUUCCAGUAGGCAGGGAGUUCCAAAGUGCAGGUGCUGCCACACUAAACAGCCGAGCAGAACGGGUAUUUUGUGGCACUUGCAGUAGUGCCAAUUCUGUUGAAGUGGUCAAGUGGGCAUGUGUAGGGUAAGGCGACCUUGUUAGGGGCUCUAUAUACUAAGAGUAACACUUUGAACCCGGCCCAGUACUAAAUAAACAACCAGUUCAGACCUCUGAGCCUCACUCCUGUCAGCAAUUGUGUCGCAGCAUUCUGCACUAACUGCAGCUUCCAGAUCAAGCACAAGGGAAGCCCUACAUAGAGCACAUUGCAGUAAUCCAACUGCAAUGGUUAGAGCAUGGUGCUGAUAACGCCAAGGUCAUGGGUUUCAUCCACAUAUGGGUGCAUAUUCCUGCAUCUCAGGGGGUUGGACUAGAUGGUGCAGGGACCCUUCCAUGAUUCUGUGAUUAGGCCCACCUUUUAAAUAUAUCGUUUAUGGCUCUUCCUGUUCAUUGUGUGACUGUGCUGCUUUGGGAUUGCUUGACUUCACAAUAGUACAAAUCCUGCCAAUCAUUCUGUUUUGUUCUGUUAAAGUCAGUCUUGGAAGAUGAUAAGCAGCCCAGCUGCAUCUGAGCAUCAAUGCUUUUUAAAAUAUUCUUCAUAAUUUCCAAAAUUUCUAAGAAGUAAAGCAUAAACGCAAAUGACUGUACACAGAGUAUGCAAGAAAAUGAGUGUUUCAUUUGGCGGUAUGAUACAGACAAAAGUGGAACCAUUUUUAGCUCCCAUGGAUUGAAAUCAGGGGUUGAAGUUAGCUUGUUAUGAAACUUGCCAGGGUUUGUUUUAAACCAGGAUCUUGAGUUCAUAUGUUAACAUUCUCACACACACACACACACACACACACACACACACACUUUGUUGCUUUCAAACAAAAACAAAAACAUUACAGGCACUUGGCAGUGUAAAAACAUUGCUGGGAAUGAGCACGUUACAUCAUAAAUUCAUUUGGGAUGUAAAUCAGUGUCCAAGCUUGUCUCUCCAUGUGUGGCCAGUGGUUGUUGCCUCUGUUUCAAUGAAUGGAAUAAAAGGAUACCAAAUGAUGGAAAUAGUCUCUUUUGUGCUUUUCUAAGCUGACAAGUUUAUUUUUCAGCUAAGCAAGAGCCCAGAUUCGACCAUGUGUUCAGGAAAAGUCCCUGGUAAUACGUCCCACUUGUAGGCGCAACACUUUCCCAGUGUUAACAUUAAGCAGCCAGGGAGAAUCUUGAAAAGUGAAGCUAACUGCAAAAGUUGUUCUUUUAGCCACUGGUGGAGGAGGAAGGUGGAGCACGAUAGUCCAAUGGUGCUUUGUUCGGGCACAGUUUAGCUUUGUGUGCAAUCCUCUUUGCAAUAUUAUCACCCCAUGUUAUAAAUAAGGUCUGGGUCCGAUAGAUAGAGAGAGAGGUAUGUCACCUAGUAGAUGUAUGGUUAUAGUGAGGUUUAAACUAGUGGCGUUCUAUUUCUUGGUAAAACAUCUUUUCUGUCUGUUGGUCUAAGACAGAACAAAGAAAUUGAGCUUGCCAGUAAUGCAACCCAAAACUGAGCAAAACAUCACAAGGGCAUCCAAUAGGAUUUAAACAAAAGCUUGCUCAUGUGGUGAGAUUAAAUGUUACCAAUUGUGAGUGGGAAAGCAGAACUAGGAAGAGGUGAUGGGAGCACUGAAAGUUGUGCUCAUCUCGUGGCAGGCUGGCUGCAGACUUUGCUUCUGGUGUAACAGUGGCUUGGUAGGAAGAACCUUCUGCUGAAAGUGUUCAAGGCUAUGCAGUGUGUCACUUCUCUCCUUAGACAGAAAUACCCAUCUACUAGUUGGAGGAGCCAAAGCAGCAAUUUCCAGGUCCAGCCUCUCUACGCUGUUGGCCGUCUCUUCCAAUUUUGUGGUCACUUGGGAAAAGGGGUGAGUAUAUCUUUGAGGACUGGAAGAGCUUGUCAUGUAGCCAGCACAUUAAUUCUGCAGGAAAUAGCAUGGUUAAAUCAACACAAACCUGGCAGAUUUCAUGCUGUGUGUGUGCGCGCUUUAUAAUUAUGUUCAUGCAAACAUGCAUCCUCAUAAUUGCACAAAGGGGCUUGGUGGAUCCAGGCCUUUUAUUGACUGUAUGAUUCUGCUAGAUGAGUGCAUAAGCAAAUACUACCAACAAUUAAACUUUCAACAUUGAUAAAUGGAUUUUGUUGCUCUGCUUCAAUGGCUCUAUCAGAAACAAGAGCUACGAGUAUGAAUGGCUUGCACAGAUUGUGGAUAUGCAGCAUUUAUUCCAUGAACUGCUAGGUUGUAAACAAUACUCUCAUCCCCCCCUUCUUUUCUUCAUUGACGUUCUCUGACCUGUAUCAACUAGCAGAAUACAGUGAAUCAGGAAUGGCAAAAGAGCUUUGAUGAAGCUAUGCUAUCCUCGGGCCAGAGGUUUCUCUUGAAGAAUCUGAAGCCAUAAAACAAGCUUCUACGGUCCUAGCUUUACACCCUGCAUGGCUUCCAGUCCCUGAGAUGUAGCUAACUCUUUCUCCUCAUUCUGACUGGCUUGAGAAGUUCUGUAAGUGAAGAGGAGAGUUAUGUUUCCCACAGGAUCCUAUCUAUGGUAAAUGCCGAUCACUAAGAGCUAUCUUGUCUAGCUGUGCCUUGUGUCAAAUCCAGUACAGUAUGUUACAGUUAGAUUUGUAGCCUGUUAAAGAAAGGUUGUAGUUGAGCAAAGACAUUCUGGGAGGUUAAAGAUUUUUCAGCAGAGCAAGUUUUUGUGUGUUUACCACUUCAUUGCUUGAUAUCUGUCUGGCUGCUAUUUUUUCUCCCAAUUGAGACAUUGGCAUUGCAACUCUGCAUUGCCCAUGGCUCUCCUUCCCCAAGCAAGGCUCCCUAGCAAUCUUACAAUGGCACUUUGUGCAUGGAGCCAGCUGCACAGUUGAACAGAGUACAGUUGCAUAAGCCGUGUUGCCGCAUGAGAAUCUUGUGAAAGAGCUCCCAGAUGAUAUUGGGUCCAAUGAGAGUGCUUCUCCAUUUACACCCAUCUAUCUGUGGAAGAAAUGAAUGACAGACUAAGAAAUCCAGGGCAGUAAAGGAGAAUAGAAAAAGUAUUUUACUCAAUAGAAAACUGCUUGGUCUGGAAUUUUGUUCUCCACAGAGAGUGAAAUGGGUCUAGCCAAAGAUGUAACGUCUCUUAUUUCUGGGAGCCUUGUGAACCUUCCCUAAAUUUGUGGUAAAAAGUGAGUGUAAUCCUUCAGAGUAAUUUGGCAACGAACAAAUUAGCACAGAAUCUCUAUAAAAUGUGCGCUUAAAAGUCAUUUUCUAACGUGGCAGCAUCAGCAGCAUUGGUGGUUGCUAGUGGGCCUUAGUACUUGACUGAUCCCCUGCCACAGAAUUUGAAGUACGCCUGUGGCAUCAUUUCAACAGUUUCCGUGUGGCAACUACACAUGGAGUUAUACAGAACUGUUAAGUCCUGAGUCAAAGUGACAAUAAAACAUUUGGUAGCUGCAGUAGCUUGUCUCGCCAUGUUGCAGGGAUGAUCAAAGUAGCCGCUGUGAAGGCAGAGGAGCACCAUUAAUGACAAGACACUGAUGACCCCUUUACUGUGAUGCAUAGUCCUGUUUACUGUUGCACUCCCCAUGUGUUUACUGUAAUUCUUAAAAGCCUGUGUGGUGUGGUGUGUACUGUAGCUCAUUCUCCUACUUGUCACUGGGAUGAAUGAGCAAUAUGCUAUCUAUCCUAUGGUCUUCCUUGGUAGCAAUUUUUGUGUAUGUGUGCCUGUUCCACCAGGAACUGAUCUGAACAAGCAGGAUUUCAAACCAGUUCAACUCGGUUAAAUUUCAGAGGAAAAGCAGUUUUAAAGGGUUAGAACAGGGUGCUGAUACAGGCCACCUUCAUAUUGCUGCAUCGCAGGGGAUCCAACUAGAUGAUCCUCAUGGUUCCUUCCAACUCUGAUUCUAUGAAAUGCAAUUUUAAAGGGUCUAGAUUGAAGCAGAAGGGGGGGAAAUGAGUUAGAUUUCUUGUUGAAGUAUACUCCUCAUGAAGAAAACUAACACAAUCAUCACCAUUCUAUCAUUUAUUCAAUUUGUAUCCUGCUCCUGCUCCUAAAGGAGUCUGGGAUGUGGAGGACACACGAAUCUGCAUCUUCUCUGAAAUACGGCAUCAUACCAAAGAGACCCAAUUCACAUUGCGCAAGAUGCAGUCAGAAUUGACUCAGCUUUUUCCAGGCAAUGGUUAAUGUUUUGCUAGUUAAAGGAAAACCAUUUGUUACUGCAAGAAUUUGAGAUAAUAUGUAAUGGCCUUUUCAACCAUUGCUUAAAAGUAUUGAAAUCUGUAUCCAAAGUUCCCAGUCUUGUGACCUGGCUUGCUGCCUCAGCUUGUCUCGAACACUCCUUCAUUCAGGAAACUUCCCAAAGACUCACAAAUUUCCUUGGGAAACUUUACUGUUGCUCUGAUUAACUGCACCUGAGAGACCUGCAGGACUGUAAAGCAUUCCUACAUUGCUGGAGUCCUAGACCUUCGACUAAUUAAACGGUCUAUGGCCUUGAAAACUGUGGAGGUAUUGUUUUUGUUUGCUAUUAUGGCAUGCAUUUUGUGUUUUUACAUUGAAAAUCACCCUGUGAUCUUCAGAUGUAUAGAAGUUUAAUAAAUGAUAAUGGUAAUGAGCAAGGUUUCAGGUUCAAUACUUGUCACCCCCAGUUAGAACGUUCUCAAACAGUGCCUGAGAGCGUGGGGGGUGCAGGGGGGGCCGGCUGCACCGGGUGCAACAUCUGGGGGUUAGGGUUAGGGAGUGCAAAUCCACGGGUUAGGGGGCGCAAAUUACUUGCCUUGCCCCGGGUGCUGACAAACCACGCUACGCCACUGCCAGUCGGAGAGAUGUCCUUGUUUAGAUGGGCCAGUCCUAAGUCUGCUUCCUAAACAGAACCCUCUACUUUUGCACUGAAUGAAGCUCUUGUGCAUUUCUGGAAGGGAAAAGGAGUCUUCUUUAUAGGACCAGGUUGUCGUCUGACAAUUGAUAACUGCAAGCUCUACACAAGAGUAGUGGCCACUUUAUGACACCAUGAUGAACCAUUUCUCUUUUUUCUUUUAAUUCUGUGGUGUUCUGUUUCAGAGUAAGGGUUGCUUCUGAGUGCUUCCUUGCAAGAGUCUUAUCUUUGUCUUGUGAUGACACACAUUUUAUGUCAGCAGUGCCGGAAAGUAAAUAUUUUCUUCUCAAGCUCAUUACCUCCAACAUUUGUUUAAAAAGAUUGACUCCUUUUGAUAUUUAUUUGGUGUAAAUGUUCUUCUAAAUAAACUUUUUCUUUUAGCCAAUUAGCAGAAACAGUCAUUUUUUUUUAAAGUGUCUAUAUGAUGCUAAGAGAUUUAUAUCUCUUCUGAAAAUGCACAAUGUCCCAUUUAAGCAGGCUGCCCAUAUACUCUUCCCUUCCCUAGUAGAUUUGGUUUGGACAAGGGAGCUAUCAUUAUAAUAUAUUAUUUUAUUUUAUUGCAUCCUGAGUGCAACUUGUUAGAGUAAGUCUGCAGUCUCUGCCAUCUGAAGACGGUAAUUAAAUGCAGGCUUUGUGGCCUCAACAUCAUUUUCACCCAUCUCCUCCUUUCCCAUUUUGCUUAACAUCCAGCCUGAUGAAGAGUUGUGGAGAACUCAAAGGCUUACUCAUUUGUUUCGUGAUAUUUUGGCUGAUCCUAAUAGUGGAAUUUCCAAAUGAUGGGCUUUUGGGUUUUUCUGCACUCAGCUCUCUCUGUUUCUUGUAUUCCACAUCAAUAUGACCUGUUAGGCUUCAGACCACACUAACCUGUUUGAUGCUGUUGUCUGAUCAGCUUGCUUGAUGUUCUGCCGAAAUGUAAGGAAAGGAUUCUAAUAUGACUGGCAACUAUCUCAACAAAAGGCAUUGGUCUGGGAUGCAUGGGCUCAGGAGAGUUUGUUGCAUUAUGUUGUCCUGUCUUAAAAGACACGGAGUCAUAGAAUUGUAGAGUUGGAGGGGACCUCAGGGUCAUCUAGUCCAACCCCUGCAAUGCAUGUUAACCCAUCUAUCUUUCUCAACAGAAUGUUGUUUCUGAGGACAGUCACUGAAUUUAAGAUGAGAACUCUAACCCCCGCCCUGCCCCUCAGAGUAUUAUAGUUAUUGACAUUCACCACGAAGGAUAAUCUGUUGUAGUAUAAUGGAUUAUUAACUAUGGCUUAGGCUCAGAUCUCCCCUCUAGCCACAAACUCAGCAGGUGCCAAGCGGCCUUCAAUCUGACACCUUACGUGUCUGAAUCUUAUUUGCACAUUUAAUAAUAUCCCAGGCAAGAUUUAAUAACUGUAAUUUAAUUAAUGCAGCUGAUUAAGAACAGUACCUGACUAAAACGCUGAUCUAUUUUUCUUCACCCUGUGCUCUGUGAUCCCUGUACUAGUUCAUAUCAGGCCAUGGCCAAGAGCAAAAUGUGUACAAGUGGUGCAAAUUCUGUGUUGUUUCAAUAUAUAUCAACUGCUGUGGGGGGAGCUAGUUAUGCAAUUCGAGAUGUAAGAAUGCCGUUUUCCUUCCCACUGCAGCAGUACCUAUUUAUUGACUUGCACUGGCAUGCUUUUGAACUGCUAGGUUGGCAGAAGCUGGGACACAUCAAUGGGAGCUCACUCCGUCACACAGAUUUGAACCUUACCUUUUACCUUUAGUAAAUAGCUCUUUACAAAGACUAAUCCAUUCUCAUUUCAUAUCCAUCACAGUCAGCUGUGUCAUUAAUUGGAGUAAUCCGUGUUUUGGUUUGUUCUGGCUUAGCUUUCUCUGUAGAUGAGACUUGGACUGCUCUUUGCAGCGAAACUGUUUAGCCUUAUUGUGCCAGUGCAGAGGGAAAGAGCUGGCGCUGACUCCCUGCUACCCACAGUUAAGAGAUGGGGGGCCAAGGGCCACACUCUUGUUUCUCUGGUGCUGCCACAGUAACAGGCAUCUCUGCCAUGUGAGUGAAUUUGUGAAAAGUGUAGAGUCAGCUUCCAUUUGGGUGUUUGGGAAGCACCAUGCAAUGAACUUUGACAGGUGUCAGUCACCCGACAUCAUUGACACCACAUGAUUGACAAAUGUGUUGUCCCACCCACCUGUCAAAACUGAUCUACAGGGUGCAAUGAGAUCAGGAUAUGCUUUUUCCAAACCAACCAACCCCCCCACCCCGCACAUGGGUUUUACUUCCUCCCCCUUCUUAGGUAUUUGCUGAACAGGAUUGGGGGGAGAGGAAACAGUUCAAAAUGACAGUUUUAAACUGCCCUUGAGGAAUCAUGAAACAGUUUCUAGGCAACUAUGGGGUUUGGGGGGUCUCUGCUUCCAGAUCAAAGUCCCAACCCAGCUCAUGCUUUAAAUGAAGCCUUGCUCACUCUUACAAAUGGUCUUCGGGUUGAUAUGUUGUAGCUUAGCGCUACUGUUUAGCUCUGAAAUCUUGAUUCUGUUCUACUGUUCUUUUCCUUUGAAGGCCUCUUGGUGGAGGGUUAUUGUUGAUGUGCUUCCUCUGCCCUGGACUUCUUGUCUGUCUCUCAAGCAGAGUACAGUGGUACCUCAGGUUAAGUACUUAAUUCGUUCCGGAGGUCCGUUCUUAACCUGAAACUGUUCUUAACCUGAAGCACCACUUUAGCUAAUGGGCCCCCUGCUUCCACCACAUGAUUUCUGUUCUCAUCCUGAAGCAAAGUUCUUAACCUGAGGUACUAUUUCUGGGUUAGUGGAGUCUGUAACCUGAAGCGUCUGUAACCUGAGGUACCACUGUAACUCUGAAAGGAAUGGAGAAGUCCCUGACAUUUAGCAGACAUAAAUCUCUCUUAAUUUUUUAACAUAAAAAUUGAAUGAUUAUCAGUACGUUGUAUAUUUAAUGUGGAAGUCAAAGCUACUGGCUCUGCUGCAUUAAAAGAUCUAAAUUGUUGCACAUAAGAUCAUGGUCCUGCAGCCUGAAACUUGUGGGAUGGGCUGCCAAAUCUUAAUAUAUUUUUUUAAUACACACCUGUACUGAGAGGAGAACACCGAGGAAAACUGGAAAAUUUUGGGUGGGGAAAGUUUUUUCUAAAUCGAAAAACUGGAAAUUUGGGGAAAAUACAAAACCAGAACCUCUUUAUGUGGUACUUGGUCUUUUAGAAUGAGUGAUUUAUGUAUUUUAUUAGAGUAGUGGCUUAAAAUAAUCCUGCUACAAAACUUGAAAACAUGGUUUCAAGUUUGCUUCUUUUGAACGCAGCUUGUCAAUUCAGAUGAAAUAAACACGCGGAAAACUCACAUCUGAAAUGGCAAUGUCCAGAAACCAGCAGGAAAACAUUUCAGUCUGCCAGGUCACUCUGAAAAAAGGAGCUUUGAAGGGAGACUCCAGCAUGAAACUGCUGAAUUGCCUUUUGAACAGAAACUCAAUUCUAGCACCUGCAACUUGAAAUGACAAGAUUUUUUAUUAUCCUUCAUGUGUUAAUUAGCUUACCAAUGCCAGGAUGUGUGUCUUAACACCAACGCAGCCUUGUUAAUCAUUGCUGUAACUUGCUUUUACAUAAUUAUUAUUUUCUGUCCUUUUUGUUUUCUUCUGACGUCAACUCCGUUUCUUCCUUCCCCCAUAUUCAUGCAAGCCCUGUGUUUGCAUCUAUGCCUGCCAAUUUAUUGCAGUCUGCAGAUGAGGACUAGGCCAUGUGAAAAAUAAAUGUGAGAUUUUAGCUGCAGUUCAUUCAUUACCAGCUUUGUAUUUUUGCAGGGGUGAAACUGGGCUUUCUUUCACCCUGACACACACCUGUGCGGACACACCCACCCCUCAACACAUUUGUUCUUAAAGGUGCAUAUUGCAUAAAAAGUAGGCAAUAUAUUGUUUGACAUCGUGUCUGUUAUGGCAUGGGCAGCUUCCAGAGGCUUCAGCUGAACUCAAGAUUUGCACUCUAAGGUUUAGAAAUAUUAAGAAAAGCUUUUGCCAUAAAUUUUGAAGCUUGAAAGUUCCCCCAUGUUUAACUUGUCUUUAAAAGUAACAUCCUGACCUCCGCAGCCUAAAACACGGCCAAUUCUGAGAAAGGAGGGGAAAAGGGUGUGCUAAUGUUUGUUGUUUGAAAGAGGCUGGGGAAAAGUUAGUAUCUCUAAAUAAUAAAAAAGUAAGAGAGAGAGAGAGAGAGGAUCUCCUCAGAGAGUAAUAGCUCAUUUGAGGAAUCCUAAGAAUUAUUAUGACUGUAUGACCAAAGAGAAAAUGACCGUCCCUUCCAAUAAAAGUAAAUUGUUUGUCAAAAGUAGAGCUUCCUUGUACAGCAAUUGUCUAUCUGAGGUUGGGUUUUGACUUGGAUUUAUUUAGUCAAAGGAUCAUUAAAAGGCUGUAUUUCCAUAAGAUCAACCAAGACCUUCUGGUUCCCAUUUAAAAUGUUUUGUUUUUCUGUAUCUUUGAGGAUUCCUUUUAAUUUUAUUUUUGUUUGAUUAGUCAUUUCAGGAGAUGAUGCUUUCCUACGUAUUAAAAAAUAAAGUUUUUUAAAAAAACAUUUAAAGGAAGCCAUCUCUCCCAUUCUUAUUUCAGACAUCGUGAUAUAUUGGUAUAUCACGAUGUUUAGCUGGUGAUAUAUUGCGGUGUUGAAAACCAGAUAUCACCCAGCCCUAGUUGGCACUGUGCAAAAUAAACUGGAAACAUCAGCAAACUAUUAAUAAAACAAACCCCUGGUCUUGGAACCAAGGGAGACCCUGUGCAUGUGGGAGGCAUCUUCACUCUCAUGAUAGUGUAAGGAACUCCAACCUGAACCCAAAGAUGUGCCCCAGUUUACGCAGAAGCUUCUGCAUGCAAAGGCAGGAGGACGAUUGCUGUGGAAUUUCCCUGCCCAAUAUCAAUAGUUUAACCGUGCCAGCUUGCCUUUAAUAGCACUGGCCAGUGCUUCUUCGCUUCUGCUUACAAUUCUUUGGAUCCUGCUCGUUACCUUUAGUCAUUAAUAAUAAUAGUAAUUAAUGUCAUUGUUACUUAACUGAACAGGAGUUGAAUGUUCCUAUUCAUAAACAAGGACUUAAGUGGAAUAAUUUUUGUUAAGAUAUUUCAUUGCUGGUAGUGGUUAAAGGUUUUGACCAGGGGCAUCAUCACAGCAGUUACUAGGCAUAAAAGUAAUUGUUGCUACAUUUUAUGUACCUGUUGGUACUAGGAUACUAAAUGUGGGAAACAUUUAUGGAGAGCAGUCAAGCACUCUGGCUGAGAAGCACUGGUAGAAUAACUACUUUGGGAGUGGCUGUCCACUUGGCUACAUAGCUGGUUAACUGUUCACACCCUGGACAAGUUGCUGGAAAAUGUGACCAUCUAUAUUUCCUUGUGUUUUCACCUGAUGAAUUGCAUUUCUCCUUUGGAUUUUAUCUAUGCUAAAUCUGAGCAGUGGUCCAAGCCAAAUUGCUGGAAAGACUGAUUCAGUAGCGUGAAAAGUAUGUGUAUUCAUGAGAAUCUUGCGGAACACCCAAAAGAAAUAUAUCCCAUUGGUGGGCUGGUUAUUUUGAACUAGGUAGAGUGCAGAGAAGGUCCUCUCUAAGGAGGAGAUCUCUGUGUCAACGUAACUUAGAUUCUUGUAGCCCAAACUUACUCUGCUUAGAUGGUAGUUCAGUGCAGUCCUGGCCAUGUUGAGCACCAGCCAGCAUGAUCAGUGGUCAAGGAUGAGAGGUGUGGAAGGCCAUCAAGUUCUGGAGGGCUACAGGUUUAUUGAUUGUUCUACCAUGGCCAAAAGAAAACAGAUUGCAUAGGAACCAUUAUGUUGCUUUUGAAAGGUAUACUGGUCAAAACCGAAGUCUGCCUCUGGUCGUACUGGAUAUAUAUGGGACAGAAAACCUUCUACUAGAGUGACUUGAACAGGUGUUGUAAAGAAACUUACCCCUCCCUCAACAUAUUUUAAAGUAAGCAAUAUGGUACUUUGCAGUGGGGAAACAGGAUCCUAUAGCCAGCUUUUGCCUGAUGGCUACAUGAAUAGCCAAAAGUAGAUUAUUUGAGUUUUCCCCACCCUUUCUUUGAUUAUUUGUUGUAGUAAAAUAAUACACUCAGAUGUGUUUUUCGGACUAUAAACUUUAGAGUGGAGAAGGAGAAGUUUUCUACAACAGUCUCUCAUGUCAAAGUUGGAAAUGCUUCAGAGAAACCAUGUUGUAACUCUUCCAUUCUUUUUCUUUUCAGAUUUGUCUCAAGUUGUAAAAAAAAACAACAACCCCAAAAACAAACAGCACCCUAAACGCACUGGUAGCUUAAAGCUUCUGAAGAAAAAUGGCACAACUCUUGUAGAGAAGAUGGCCCACUAGAUUCUCAGGGAAGGGCACAAAUCUCAAGAUGGCAGCGCAGAGGAUUCGUGCUGCCAAUGCCAGCGGGCUCCCACGGUGCAGAUCUGAGGGGACACUGAUUGACCUGAGUGAAGAAUUUUCUGAAACCAGCUUCAGUUCCGUCAAAGGUGAGAAGGUUUUUUGUAUGUAAGUUGGAGCACCAAAUCUGAAGUGCCUACAAGAGAAGGGAGUCUGUAUGCACCAUCACAGUAAAGUCACCAAACUAACUCAGUAGUCACCAGUCUUUUCAGACCAGUGGGCAUAUUUCAAAUUGUGAGAGAGCACCGGCAGCACCAGUCACAAACUAGCAGCUAUGGGGCAGGGAGCAUGGUAUAAUACAAAAUGGCUACCAUGGGGAGCAUGACAUAACCCCAAAUCAGAAACACAGCCAGCCCGGACAACCUUCUGCUUACCAUGGGAAGUCAGCUACAUCCUGCUGGUCCUGAUUGUGGAGAUCAGACAGUGUUGAUUUUGCGCAUGCACACCCACUGAUGUUGUUGCUGUGUAACGGCAACAGGGAGCAUUCCACAGUACCUGGAAAAACAUGCAAGGCAGCUACACCACAUUGACUCUCAUUUCAUAGAAAUUGCUUAGUAGCUUUCUGUGCAGUUUGCCCCAUAACUUUCUGGAAGGACUAGAUGCUUCUUUUUUCUUUUUAAAAAAUGAAAGCUUAAGAGUUUGGGACCCUUCCCAAGGAGCAGCAGUGGAAAUCUUCAGCGGGGUUGGUGACCCCUGCCCUAGCUCAUGCUUUUUGCUCUUGUAGCUUUGUCUUCCAGAUGUGCAGCAGGCAAAGCAUGGUGGGUGGGAUAAGUGAAAAAGCCCUGUUCUGGUCACUACAAGCCAUUUAACAUAAGCUAACUCAUGGUUUCUGACUCUGAUUUGCCAGACUAUUGGAAGCAAUAGUUUGUCAGUCACACACCACACCAAACCGUAGUUACGCUUCCUUAACUGUGAUUUGACGCAUUGUCUGAAUUGUGCCUUAAAGUGUCACAUGCUCCUAUUUCUUGAUCAUACUACUUACCGUAUUUUUUGCUCUAUAAGACUCACUUUUCCCCUCCUAAAAAGUAAGGGGAAAUGUGUGUGCAUCUUAUGGAGCGAAUGCAGGCUGCGCAGCUAUCCCAGAAGCCAGAACAGCAAGAGAGAUUGCUGCUUUCACUGCACAGCGAUCCCUCUUGUUGUUCUGGCUUCUGAGAUUCAGAAUAUUUUUUUUCUUGUUUUCCUCCUCCAAAAACUAGGUGCGUCUUGUGGUCUGGUGCGUCUUAUAGAGUGAAAAAUACGGUACAUAAUACUUCAAAAUAUUGUUUUGGAAUGAAAAGAUUUCUGUAUGAAUGCUCUUCUAAAAAGUUUUCCAAGAGUUAAUACCUUAUGUUUAGAAUAAGUAAGUGUGGCAUGGCUUGAAGAAGAAAUAUCAGGCACAUCAGCACAUUUAGCAGAAUUUUUUAAUUCCUCAUAGGAAAUGCUGUGGCGGGCAGAUUAUGAUGAAAGUAUUGUGUAUUGUUUCAGCAGCUAUAUUUGCUGCAUGAUUCUGCUUUGGAAUUCAGUCAGUGGAUACAAGAUUGACUUAAUGGUUACUGAAAAUAACCUUGAGCCAGAGAUGGAAAACUUUGGUUUAGUGAAGCGGCUUUCCUUAGCCACCUGUCCCUGGGGUGGGCAGAGGAGGGCUCUGCUGCUGUGUUCGCUUUGUCUUCCCCUCUAUCCACAAGAGUGGAAAGAGGAUGAAUAACUUCACAUUACCAGGAGAAGAGGUCAUCUUGGCAUCUUCCUUCACGCAGCAUGAAGCACACCCGUUUGUAUCCUGCUGUGUGCUUUUAAUGUCUCCAACACCAAAUACACUUUUUUACCCCCCCCCCAGCAUUUGCCCCAUUAGUGAUAAGGCUCCAUCUGCAAAACCUGCUGCUUCGCGUAUGUGCCGUCACCAAGACCUAAUUCUCGCUGAGGCUGCGCCAUUUUAGAGUACGGGGCAGGGCUUUUGUGAUGACUGAAUAUUCUGCUGUACAAAAAGGACCUGAACAAGCAGCAGACGGGCAUCUCUUUGAGAGACCAGGUUCAGAGACUUCAGUAAAACUCUUUGGUUGGUUGCUAUCUGCCUGACUUCAGGGGCAGGGUGGCUGGAGAAGACAGCCUGGUCUCAUAAUAUGGGAAAGGUCAGCCUUCACUCAUCCAGCUCACAAACCAUUAGAGAUUUAUGAACACAAUCUUUUGCAUUAUGCCUGAGAAAAUACUGGCAAUCAGUGUAGUUGUUCACCUUUUUCACCAGCCAGGUUUUACUGAUGGGGAUGGGGUGGUAAACAGCUGUUUUGUCUAUACUGUCAGUGAUUAUUAACCUACAGGAAGUAGUAAUAUCGUAAGAUUUUUGCCUUAGAAAGAGGCAUUUCCUUUUCAUUUACCAACGCCUGAAGCACAUUUGGUAGGAAUGCAAAAGAGGGUCUUCUCAGUGGCUGCUCCAAACUCUGGAACCCCUUACCGAGAGAAGCCUGACUAGCUCCUUCUCUGGUAAUGUUCGGCUGACAACAGAUGGGCAUUUUUAUUUAAACAGAGUGCAGGCCUCUUAGCUGGUUUUGAUUUUUACUGGUGCCCUGCAAGCUUUGUUUAUUAUUAUUAUUACUAUUAUUAUUAUUAUUACCACCUUCUAUACCACCCUUCACCUGAGGAUCGCCAGGCAGUUUACAAUAUAAAAGUACAAAAAUGCACAACAUAGUAACGAACAGAAAAAACAGUGCCCUCCCCAAUAUAUGCCCCCCCCCCAAUGUCUGAGUGGGUAUCCAAAUGAAGUUGGUGUUUAUAUGAAGUAGGUUCAAUUCUAGCAAGGGCAUUAAGGCCUUCAAAGCAUUACAUAAUAGAUGUUGAACAUUUAUCCUUCCAUGCCUGGAGCGGAGGGUGUGUGUGAUCCUACACAUGUGCAUAAAUGAGCAUUAGGAUGCUAUUUAUGUGGCUUCCCAAAGCCAGCACACUGCAUGGGCAUGCAAGGAUUGACAUGCGUGCAGGGUCAUCACACACAAUGCUCUUUAAGCCAGCAAUACUUUAAAUUCCAGUUUCUCCCAUGAGGAGCCUUCUGUAUAGGAUGUGAUGUGUGAACUGGCCUUAAGUUCUGGUUUUCUUUGAAACUAGACCCUACAUUCAGCCACACAGGAGAGCGUUUCCUUGCUGAUUUAUUGCAUUGUGUCUGUAUUGUGGUUGGCCACCUUGAAUGUUAUCUGGUGGAAAGUUGGGAUAGAGAUUUAAUAUAUAAACAAAUGUGGACAUUCGGACUGGGUGACUUUAGGGUUCCUUUAGGCCCUAAGAUUAAUGCGCUGUCUCCUUUAAUAUGCUCAGACUGUGAUUAUCUAGUAACCCAGAUUUGUGUGCAUUAAGACCUCUAAGCUUCUCAGCCGCAGAUUAGUAUCUUCAUUUCUCCCUACUCAUUUACAUCAGCUCUGCUUUGGUUUGCCCUGCUCAGCAGUUAUCUUCCUUAAGAAUAAUGGAUGCAAAGCAUUCCUUAAGUGUGGCUUUCCUCCUUGUCUAAGUUACCUUGAAGCAUUAACGUUCUUAUCAUGCUGCAGCUUCCUCCCAUUGUACGUGGUGUUCUGAGCCUUCUUCGGCAAUGAUAUAACACUUUGCCUCUUUGCUGUAAGAUUUAAUUCCACUUAAGAUUCAGCAACGUGGAAUCUCAUAUUUUGUUUUUCCUUUGAAUUUAUUACUGUGAGCCUUUGAGAUCAGGCCAUCUCACUACUGAAUGUGUAAGCCUUCCUGCAUGGACAAAUUAUCUUCCAUGACUUGGAUAUAAUUUGCACUACCAUUAAGACUCUCUUAACUCUUUCCAACCUGGAGCAACCUGCAUUUCAGUACUGGAGAAUGUGAAAGUGGAUGGGUCCCUCAGAUUUCUGCCAGACCUUCACCUAUGCAGCUGUUUGUUUAGAUUUGGCUCUUGCUAGCCUGGAAUUGGAUUUGUAAGUUAAUGAGGCAGUUGUUUAAAAAAAUAACUAUCUGAUACAGGAGUAACCUGAUGCUUGCAAAUGCUUGUACAACAAAUACUAGUUAAAGCCUUGUAUAACAAAGCCGAAUCAGUUCGUGGCCAAUGUCAUUCUCAAUCAACUUCUUUUCCCAUUGUUGUGUGCCACUGCCCACAUUUAGCACAGCGUCUCCUUGUGGAUCUAGUGAUGAAUUUGCCCACACAUUAAUCUCCAAAUCUGCAAGUAGUUAACUCAACCAUAUCACACCCUUUCCCCAAUAGAGAUUUACAGUGCAAUGUAUGCACAUCUAUUCAUGUCUACUCAGAAAUGAGCCCUACUGAGUUCAACAAGGCUUACUCCUAGGUAAACUUGGUAUAAGAUUGCAGCCUUAGUCUCUAAUAAUGCAGAAUCCAUUAAUCUCUUGAAAAAUAAUGUGUGUGCGCGCUCGCAUGUGUGUGUUUAUGCAUGCAAAUAUCCUGAUUCAGAGUACAAGCAAAAGAGCUACAGUAUAAUUGUGCAAUGCUGGUAGAUGGUUGUUAUCACCUGCAGUUGCUCACUACGUUCUGCUUUUUGAUUUGCAGUGCCUUCUCCUAGUGCCUUGAUGAUAGACAAUCCUACGUCAUUUGGAAAUGCAAAGGAAGUUGUAGCAAUUAAAGACUACUGCCCCAACAAUUUCACCACCUUGAAGUUCUCCAAGGGUGACCACCUUUAUGUCUUAGAUACCUCAGGAGGUGAGUGGUGGUAUGCUCACAAUACCACAGAGAUGGGCUACAUCCCAGCCUCCUACGUUCAGCCUGUAAACUACCGGAACUCUUCAUUAACGGACAGUGGAAUGAUAGACCAUCUGCUUGAAAGCUCCGAUGAGGGAGCCAAAGAGCUGGACCUGCUUGGAGACUGGACAGAUUUAAACCUGAGCUUAGCCAAAAACAACCCUUUUAUGAAUAACAUGCAGACUAACCCUUUUCUGAAUGGGAAUUUGCAGAUAAUGCCUGAUAGGAACAAGGAUUGCUCCCACCAAACCACUGUGGAUUUGUUGCUGUUUGACACAGGGGUGCCCACCUUUACAGGGUCAAGUUCUGCAACUGACAGCAGUCUAGGUAACCAUCUUGAUGAGGGUCCAUCAAUGAAUGGAUUUGAGUUUGAGCAGCCAAGCAGGCGGGACAAUCCUUUUUUCAGAAGCAAGCGCUCCUACAGUUUAUCGGAGCUCUCCGUACUCCAGGCAAAGUCAGAAAACCCAGAAUCCUCAGGCUUCUUCACAGGGUUGAAAUCUCCUACCCCAGAGGAAUUCCAGAGCAGAGAAGACUUCAGAGCUGCAUGGCUGAACCAUCGAAAAUUAGCAAGGUCUUGCCACGACCUGGAUCUGUUGGGCCAGAACCCUGGAUGGGGUCAGACGCAACCUGUGGAGACCAACAUAGUUUGCAAGCUAGAUAGUUCUGGGGGAGCAGUUCAGCUUCCAGAUACAAAUAUUAACAUGCGUCUUCCUGAAGGGCAUGUGGGUGCUGGCGACACACAACAAAUCUCCAUGAAAGCUCUUUUGGACCCUCCUCUUGAGCUCAACAGCGACAAAUGCAGCACCAUCAGCCCUGUGCUAGAGAUUAAGCUGAGCAACAUGGAAACCAGAACCCCCAUCCUGCUGGAGAUGAAAAUUUCAGCGGAAGUGAAGAAUGACCCAGUGAGCAAGAGUUUGGUGGGAGUGCAGUGCCUGCGCAGCGACAUGAAAGACGGUCCAUACACACCGGUGCGACUUGGCUGUUGCUAUGGAGACACCAUCCAGGUUCAGCUGGAAAACCUGGAGCCUUGCAUGUACAUAGCCAUUGUGGCCCAGGGACAGAACAUUCCAUAUCCUUACACUGUCUGGGAUUACAUUAGUAAAAAAAUCACAGUUGGAGUCUAUGGGCCAAAGCACAUACACCCUUCUUUUAAAACUGUGGUGGCCAUCUUUGGACAUGAUUGUGCCCCCAAGACUCUGUUGGUGAAUGAAGUCACACGUCAUGCACAUUGUACAUCGGCAGUGGCGCUGCAGUUGUGGGGGAAGCACCAGUUCACCUUAGCGAGGCCGCAAGACCUAAAGCUGUGCAUGUUUUCAAACAUGACUAACUAUGAGGUAAGAGCCAGCGAGCAGGCAAAGAUCGUGAGGGGCUUCCAGAUGAAACUGGGCAAAGUCAGCCGCCUCAUAUUCCCCAUCAUGUCACAUGAUCCCAACGAACUGUAUGACUUCACCCUGAGAAUACAAGUCAAGGAUGCUAAGGAUGCUAUAUUGACUCAGUUCUGUGUUCAAACACCACAGCCUCCUCCCAAAAGUGCUAUCAGGUCAACUGGGCAGCGAAGGUUCCUGAAAAAAAAUGAAGUGGGGAAAAUAAUCCUGUCUCCUCUUGCAACCACCAGCAAAUACCCUGUCUUCCAGGAUCGGAUAGUGGCAAGCUUAAAAUAUGGGAAACUACUGAAAACUGUAGUGCGGCAAAACAAAAACCAUUAUCUCUUGGAAUAUAAGAAAGGGGAUGCCAUAGCCUUGCUAAGUGAGGAGAAAAUCAAGUUGAAAGGUCAACUCUGGACAAAGGAAUGGUACAUUGGUUACUAUCAGGGUAAAAUUGGCCUUGUCCAUACCAAAAAUGUUUUAGUGGUUGGGAAAGCCAAGCCGAACUAUUUCUCUGGGCCCGAGCUCACCACGAGUAUGUUGCUGGAGCAAAUCCUGCGGCCUUGUAAGUUUCUCACCUAUAUCUAUGCUUCAGUAAGGACUUUGCUCAUGGAAAACAUUAGCAGCUGGCGUGCGUUUGCAGAUGCUCUGGGAUACAGCAACUUGCCACUUGUUUUCUUCUGCCGAGCAGAGCUGGACAGUGAGCCAGAAUGUGUGGCUUCUGUGUUGGAGAAAUUGAAAGAAGACUGUAAUAAUUCCGACAGUAAGGAUAGGAAGUCUUUCCAGAAGGAACUGAUGUCAGUAAGUAUUCUGGUUAUUGGAAGUGUUAAAUCAGGAAUGGUCACCUGGUUUCCAGCAUUCUGUUGUGUUAAGAGCUCCCCUGAACAGGCUGCGGGGAAAAUAACUAAGGCUGUGGAAGCUCCUGCUUGUUUCUAGCACAACUGAGCACCAAAACCAGCUCUUCUUCCCUGUUGCCAUAUGUUUAAGUACCACCCAGGUGCUUCUCAAGAAACCAGGGUGCCUGAGGUAAUGACUGAGCAUCCCCUUGUACAUUACUAGCAUUACACCUAUGGAUAGCACAAUCCAACCAAUGUCUACUUAGAAGUAAGUUAUGAUGAAUUCAACAGAACUUACUUCCAGGUAAGUAAGUUUAGGAUUGCAGCCUUGAUUGUGUUAGGCUGCAGACCUAAACUUGGAAGUAGCUACCACUAAGAUAAAGGGGGCUUACUUAGGAGUAAUCAUGAUUAGGAUUGGGCUGCUAUCCAUUCUGUUUUCAAUGACUGAAGUGCAAAUACAUGGCAUUGUACAAUGUACAUUUCCUUGCCAGGUGAUUAAAUCAAGAGACAAUCACAGAAAAAUCUUUGACUGGAUCCCUUUCCCAGCUCAGAGGUGCAUUUUUAGGAUUAAGUAACCGCAGGUAAAUUUCAUCUUUGGGUUGCAUCUCCCUCCGAAAUUGCUCAUUAAAACUUUCCUUCAGUGAGCAAGGAAGUGCAGUGCAACUGACAAAUUGAAAGCCAGGUCUCUCGGGAUUUGGGCCUUCUUAAUAAAAGCGCUACUUUUUUCAUUAAGUAAAAAUGACCUUCCAGAAAUCCAUCUUGUGGAACCAGCUAUAUAAUUAUUUUACUUCUUCCUCAAGAGUAUAGAAAACUUUGUGUGCUCAGGGAAGUGUUAUACAGUAGUUACCCUCAUUUAAAGCUGCUAUCAAGCUGCCCCCUUUUAAAAAAAGAAUGUUUAAAGGAAACUGAAUUGAACACCCAGUGUCUAAAACCAUGAUGCACAACACAUGUCAUAUACACAAUACAUGUUGAUUGGUUUAAUUCCUACAAGAAUUCUACCUAAAUGAUGAAAGCUCUUUUAGAAGAUGCUAUAAAGUGCCGGGACACGGGUGGCGCUGUGGGUUAAACCACAGAGCCUAGGACUUGCCGAUCAGAAGGUCGGCGGUUCGAAUCCCUGCGGCGGGGUGAGCUCCCAUUGCUUGGUCCCUGCUCCUGCCAACCUAGCAGUUCGAAAGCACGUCAAAGUGCAAGUAGAUAAAUAGGUACCGCUCCGGCGGGAAGGUAAACGGCGUUUCCGUGCGCUGCUCUGGUUCGCCAGAAGCAGCUUAGUCAUGCUGGCCACAUGACCUGGAAGCUGUACGCCAGCUCCCUCGGCCAAUAAAGCGAGCUGCUCUUUGUGGCUGGGGGGGGGGGAACCCGGGCUUCCCCUGGCAGCCCCGACAAGCUCCUUAAUAGCUCUGGGUAGCCCGCGAAGCCUCUGCAGGGCAGUGGGGAGCCUUCAUCCCGCUGCCCUGCGGAGGCUUCGUGCGGCUAUCCCUGGCUUUUGUGGGAGGUGGGGGAAGGGACAGAGCGAGGCUCUCUCACUUCCCCCACCUCCUGCAAAAGCCCCCAAGAGCCACAUAUUUUUUUUCUUGAACCCCCCCCCCCCAAAAAGCAGGUGCGCCUUAUGGUCAGGUGCACCUUAUGGAGCGAAAAAUACGGUACAUUUGAAUUACAUUCUUCCGGCACUUCUUUUGAAGUGUGACUUUUGAAUUUAAAGUAUUCUUCUUUGGUAUGCUGCCUGCUGCUGUGGUGUAAAUGCUAAGGUAUGCUUCAGAAAUGGUAUGCUUCAGUAAAUGCUAAGGAAGAGCAUUGUUACUACUGUGAAGUAAUAGCCAAGUGCCAGGCAAGUGGUCACUUUAGAGCACGCAGAAGAGAUCCACAGCCUCUUUCGCCCCAGAAAUUGAAAUAGUACAAUUAGGAGGAAUUAAAACUCCUGUUGUCAAAUUUGCUAAUCCCAGCAGGAGUGUAGUAAUCACUUUUAAGAGCAUGUGGGCUAUAAUGUAAUUAAUGCACAUUAUUGAAGGCCAGACCACAGGGAUUCUCCUGUCUAUGCUGCAUAUCCUAAUGCAUAAGCUAGUUUUGCAGUGCCUUUGCACACACGUAAUUAAAAUAGGAUAUUUACAUUUAAUUUAAUGGAAUAGCAAGGUCCUAGAAUAGAAUAUCAGAAUUGUAGAGUUGAAAGGGACUCCGAGGGUCAUCUAGUCCAACCCCUGGAAUGCAGGAAUCUCAGUUAAACCAUCCAUGACAGAUGACCAUCCAACCUCUGCCUAAAAACCUCCAGUGAAGGAGAGUCUGUUCCACUGUGCAUCAGCUCUUACCAUCAGCGGUUCAGUUGGAAUCUCCUUUCUUGUAACUUGAAGCCAUUGGUUCAGGUUCUGCCAUCUGGAGCAGAAGAAAACAAGCUUGCUCCGUCUUCCAUGUGACAGCCAUUUGAAGAUGGCUAUCAUAUCUGUUUGACAAUGGAACAGACUCCCUCAAGUGGUGAUGGACUCUUAUUCAUUGGAGAUUUUUAAGCAGAGGUUGGAUCCCAUCUGUUAUGGAUGUUUAGUUGAGAUUCUUGCUUUGCAGGAGAUGGACUAGACGAUGCUUGGGGCUUUCCAACUCUACGAUUCUAUGAUUCUGUCUUCUCUCAGUCUCCCGUUUUCCAGGCUAAACACUCAACUCCCUCAACUGUUCCUCAUAAGGCUUGGUUUCCAGACCUUUGAACAUCUUGGACAAAUUAUUUACACACUUCUAUUUUGCUUGGCUAAGAACUAAGCAUUACCUGAACGUACUCCUGUUUGGAGUAUCUAUAUAACUAGACAGAGAGGGGAAUAUAAAUAUAAAACAGUAGUGGUUUUUCUCUAUCUUCUGAUCUCCUACAGAAAUGGCCUGAUGCUCCAGUGAGGUUGGGUGUCCAUGGCUAACUUGACUUGUUCUGCAUUCCUUCAGGCCUUGCUGAAAAUGGACUGCCAGGGCUUGGUUGUGAGGCUAAUUCAGGAUUUUGUGCUUCUGACUACGGCUGUGGAAGUGGCCCAGCGCUGGAGAGAGCUUGCUGAGAAACUGGUCAAGGUCUCCAAGCAACAGAUGGAUGCUUAUGAGGCCCCCCAUCGAGACAAGAACGGAGCUGUAGAUAGUGAGGUAAGAAAGCUUUCAUGUAAUACAUUCUGGGUUUUGCUGGAUGGUUCACUCGGCACUAUAGGUUGGAAAAACAGUUUGCUAUUAUGUACAGCUCCCUUUUUGAUCUUGAAUGAUGACAAAAGUGCACAGCAAUUUUUGUUGCAUGUUUGCUGUGGUAAAAAAAGUGGCCACACAGGAAGAAAUGCAUUCCGCCUUGAGUGUUAUUCCUCUUCCGUGGUCUUGCAGGUGUUGUAUUUAUCGCGAAACGGUAUCAAAGUGAAAUGGCUCGCCCUUCCUAGUACUUACAAUCUGAAUGCUGGCCACCCUCAGAUUUAAUCUGUUUUCCAUGUUCACAUUUAGCUGGAGUGGUUCAACAGAACAGGGAAAGUUGGCGCAGACAGCACUGGGUGUUUCUUUCCAUCCAGCUAACUAUUGCCUCUAUUUGUAAUGUUGAAAGAGUCAUUGAAAACCCCUCAGUACUUACAAGAAUACCGAGCCAUUUGUCAGCUGAAAAUUUGAGUUAGACCCAAAUUUGCAGCACACGAAGCAUCUAAUUUGACAGCAGUGUUUCUGGACUUAGUGUUCUGUCUGAGACCUUUUCCUUAUUCUGUCCUCUAGCGUUUGAUUUUGCGGGAAACCCUUUAAUAAAAAGAAAUGUAGCUUAGCCUACUGCAGUAUUUCUCAUAAAUUUGUUCUGAUAUGGUUUAUUCUAGGACUGAAAUUCCUGCCUUUCUUUUGGUCUAGUUCUCAUUGAAGUCGCAGCUGGUGUCAAGGCUGUGCCACUUCAGCCUAUAUGUGUUGAUUCAGAAUGGAUGAAUAUCUUCGGUAUAUAUUUCAGGAUUUUUAUCCCACGUGUGGUCCAGUUAUAAGAAUGAGACAGCCCUUGCUCUUGGGUCUGCAAGAGACUGCAGAGACGGUGUACCCAAGAUGGUUUGGUUUGGCUGACCUAAAUCCUAUUGGCAGAGCAGUCUUGUAUGCUGUGUUAAUGCUGGUUUCUUGUCUUUGGCAGGCAAUGUGGAAACCAGCCUAUGACUUUAUGCUCACAUGGAGCAAUCAGAUGGGAGACAGUUAUCGCGAUGUGACACAAGAGCUGCACAUUGGCCUUGACAAGAUGAAAAACCCCAUCACAAAACGCUGGAAGCAUCUCACUGGAACACUAAUUUUAGUCAACUCCCUGGAGAUUUUGAGGGCGUCUGCCUUCAGCCCACAAGACCAUGAUGAUUAUGCUAUAUGAAGGGGAGCCCUAACUUCUCGAUGCUUCUUAUUUGUAUGUUUUUAACUAAAAGACAGUGGGAAGACACUUCUGCAAAGCCAAAGUUUUGAGCAAUAGUUUCUGUGCUCAGACUGCGAACUUCCUACUGUUGCCUCUCCCUGGUGCAGAAGACACUCAAGACUCUUGUUUUCUAUGCUCUGUGGUUGACAGCUUUUCUUAAUUUGUAACAUUUAAAAUGGAACUUUUUUAGGCAUUUGCAGAUAUCAGCCUUGAAAGUUGAAAUUACUUUGGAGAGCUACCAUUUCUGUGUAACAUGAAACAGAUUUUUGCCCCCUUUAAAACUAUCAUUCCUCAAUGAUAUGCAUUAAAGUGAAGCACAGUCAGGCAUCUUGCAAGCAUUUGCAAUUUCUAAUGUGCCGCUCUGAAAACAGUUUAUACAUUAGUGUGCUAACACGCCCCCCCAUCCAGUGAUCCUGUCGGUCUUAUAACGACUCUCCAUGGUUCACUUUUAUGUACACCUUUUUGUAAGGAAGAAAAAGCACACUUCCUCCCCCACCCCCCCUGAAGUGAUUUUGUUACCUAAAAUUUAGGACUGUGUGCUAGUGCCCAAGCUGCUUCAGAUCCAUGAUUAGAAAUAACUAGAAACAAUUUCAGAUUAUAGGACCGAUCCAUCCCCUUUCACAUUUUAGAAAAUUGUAAUGGAUACCAUUUAUGGUCAAAUAGCAUUUCACAGGUCCAUCCUCUAACAGUAGUGUCUUGACCAUCUCUGCUGGCAGGUGACUGUCACCAGAAGUUUACAUUUUAUUAUUUUAAAUGCAGAAACAAGUAUUCGAUAGUGGUUCUUAAGUGUGCCAUUGUUUAAGCUGAAGUUUUAGGAUUAGUUCUUUCGAGGGUCAUUGCCCUGUGUUGAGGCUGCACCAAUUGAAACUCACAUGACCGAAUGUGUCUCUAUUCCACACAUUCUCUGGAUGCAGAAAACUGGCUCCUCAAAGGGAAGCCUAUAGUCCGCUCCCCCUCCCCAUAACACAUAGAGCAGCCGUCUGCAACCUCCAAAGGUUCUUGAGCUCCAUCAGCCUUAGUGCGCAUAGGGAUGAUGGCAGUAUAGCCUCAAACAUCUGGAGGACCACAAGUUGUGAAGAGCAUACUUACCAUGUGAGGCCCUGCAUGCAGUCUGAAGUAUUUUCAGCCUAGACACAUUUUCCACCUUAAGUAAGAACUAGACCUACCUCUGAUCAGGUGCCUAGUUGGUCACUCAGAAAUGCUUGACUUGACAGCACUCUCUCAUUGUGUUCCCAAGGGUAUUCUGUUCAUUUAUUAGCCCUUAGGUCACUGGGAUUCACCUUAUGUGCUGUAUGAGCAUUCAAGAGCUGAUGAUGUCAUGUACCAUAUAAAGCUAUAGAAAGAAGUCUAGUUGUACAACUUUCAAAUGAAGGUUUUGUGAAGCCCUUUAAGUCUACCUCUUGAUUCCAAAAUACUUCAUGUGGGAAGUGUUUUCAUUUUUUCUAGUGUGUGAAUUGGUUUUUUGCACAAGAGAUUUUCAUAACACAUUUACUAAAUUUCCCAAGGCACUGUUCAAAUGUUGAAUAUUAAAGGGAACGUGAUCACUAUUAGUAAUGUUUUAAACCUGUUUUCCCAUUUUAGAAACAUGUCACAGCUUUGUUCUUUGGAACAAGCUGACCUUUUAAGCAACUUGGGUUAUACAACACAACUUUCCUAUCAACAGUUCCAGAAUUUGAAGAAAGCAUGAUCCAAGCUUGUUGGAAAGGUGUUCCUAUUGUUUGCGUACAUGUUUAAUUAGUGAGGAAAGUGCUUGUCAUUUAUUUGCUUUCUUAGCCGGCUCCUUUUAAAUGGCCUCCCUACGUACUUUCCUACUCUGUCUAAUGAAAAGCACCUUAAACUUGGGGUUUUGUUGCAAGAGAUUGAAGCAGAUUCCUAUGCAAGUGUUCACAUCACAUGUUUGAAGUUGGUUAGGCUAGUGGUAUUAUCCCGUGCUCAUGGAAGUCAUUUUUCCAAAGCAUGCCUGUUUUUCUCUCUUGACAAAACCAGAAUCUGCACAUGAUCCUGAGUAGCAUGUUUGAGUGUAGGGAAGGAAAAACAGCCCCCCUUGUAUUGUAACCCAUACAAAAAUAUGAUGCAAGAUGGCAAGCCAGAGCAUUAAGAGUAAAAUAUUUUUAAUUGGGCUGGGGGUGGGGCUUCUCUUUCAUUGUGAUAUUUUUCAGAAAUAAAACAAGUCCAUGGAAUGGUUAGUCUCUCUCUAGAUACACGGAAACCUGAGGGGAAUAUUAUUGCACAUGAUAGUCUAGGCUCCCCACAGAUGGAUGGGGAUGUGAGAAUGCAGGUCUGCUCCUGUGUAUAAAUGUUCUCACUGUAUGUGCGCAAUCACUGAGCUAAUGAUAAUGUGUUCAAGGUAGCCUUAUUCUGCACCUGCCUCUGUGCCAGACGUGAAACUUUCAUCCGUGAAACUUGGUUACAGUGAUUGUGGACUCUACAGAUUCAGUCACAGAGUUAGUUUGUACUUCUGUGUCUUGUAAGAGCAGAAUCGAGCCACAGCAAUGAGAUUUUAAUCAAUUUUAACAGUGGGAGUUUAAAGCUGGCUAUUGGGGGAGAGUUCAUUUCCAGAAAUUGGAUGAAAUAUUCCAUGAGAUUUUUUUGGGGGGGGGGAGGCAGGGAAAUGGUCUGGUUUGCCUUUUUCUGCCAUUUUUAUCAAACUACCUCAGGUCUUACACACUUUUUCAUGUUUUGACUUAAACUCUAAAAGCUCCCCUGGAUGAUUACUACACACCACCAACACCUACACUAUGGAGAACUAUUAAAUCACAACAGCAGCUUUUCUAGAUUAGUUUGAUGCAAUUGCUGCAUGACUGAUUUUCUGUUUUGACUAAAAAAAAGUCAGGUCCCAGCACAUAGUUCGAGUGGUUUGUAUGUUCAGCCAAAUGCCUUUCACUCAAAGUAUGUCCUUACAUUGUAAGCUUGCUUUGGAUUUUACAUUAAUACACUGUACAAGUAGUUUGUUGUACAUUUUUUAAAAUAAAAAAAACUUGUCAAAACUACAAUUAAAGCAGAUAUUUGAACACUG
Messenger RNA from Podarcis lilfordi (Lilford's wall lizard), 36479 nucleotides. Lineage: Eukaryota; Metazoa; Chordata; Lepidosauria; Squamata; Lacertidae. The record is from the annotation of a GenBank genome assembly.